Messenger RNA from Cydia fagiglandana, 1076 nucleotides. RefSeq lists its product as uncharacterized. Bases 72 to 1076 code for a protein of 334 amino acids. The record is from RefSeq and is a predicted model, not a curated record. Lineage: Eukaryota; Metazoa; Arthropoda; Insecta; Lepidoptera; Tortricidae. The transcript is spliced from 7 exons.
UUGAAUCCGUUAGUAUUUAUUCCUCGAAUUUCUGUUUCUAAGUUUGUGAAAUCAUUAAUUAUUAUUCCGAAAUGACGAUGUCGAAAGUGAAUAAAAAACAAUUAAAAAUAACGAAGCUGUUUCGUAAAGGAAAUAAACGUCCCAGAAUCCUUAAGGAAAACGAUGAAAAUAGUGAGUUACAGCAGGAGGUGGCGGAAUUAGAAAGAAAGCUUCAAGAGAAACAAGAUUACCUGUUCCAAAUACAGAGGGCGAGCUACCGGCACCCUGUUGUAGUACCGAUUAAAACUGAAGAUAAUGAUGCUGCUAAUACUAAAUCAAUAAUCAUGAAAAACCGCAUAGAUGGAUGGCAGAAGACCCUGGACCUGACAACAAUGUUGACGGGCAUGGCAGUGGAGUCCUAUGGCCGGGACCACUGCAGUGUCAUAUUCCAUAUGCAGCUUGAUAGGGAGGUGGAUGUCAAACAUGGAGUCACCAUAUCCAAAGUAGACGGUGAACACAAGAUCACAGGCUGCUCUCUGCCCCUCGGCUUCAACCUAAAGUCAAUGUUAGACGGCUGCAACAACGAGGUUUCACUCAAGACCUUUGACGUCAUCAGGAAAGCACUCACCGCCUACUAUGCCAGACUUGAACAAUACGAAGACCUCAAGGUGUUUCUAAGCGUGGACGCGUCGCUGUUCAAACUGAUGGAUGGUACGCAGAUGGAGAUCACAUUCGUCCUCAGAAACGAACUAGAGGAAGAUAGCGAAGCCACAGAGAGCAUAACGUUCAUACUGCACUACACUAUGUAUGAUAUUCGUCCUAGGGACUACUCCUUCAAAGGUUUAUCAGAUAAACCCCAAGAGACGCUGUGGGAGCAGUUCCUGUUGUUCAAGAAAUACCCUCUGACAAAAGCCUUCAAACUGGCCUUCAUCGACGGCGAGGGCUCCUACAAACUGGUCAGACAUCUCGACAACCCGCUGAAGGAGUCCCGUCGCAAGCGUCACCGACCCAACGCCAACGCGAACAACGUCAACGACGAUACCUUCCAUGUCGAGGACUGUUCCGAGUCCAGUGGAGAUGACGCUGAUGAUAACUGA